UUGAAUUUGCGCUCCAGUUCACUUUUCGCAGCAUACUUUCGGGCUGCCGCUUUUAAAUAGUGAGUGCGGAAAAUUGAUUAAGCAUGGCUUUGGUAGCACAUCGCAUGAUGUUGCCGGCGCGCCAUCGACGCACCCAUCAGCAGCUGGCCCGGAAUAAAGUGGGCGUGUUGGUGGUGCCCAGCGUGGCAGAGUUUUACAACAACAGUGAGCCGCAACCGAAGGCCCAGUUGCAAGUAGAGGCGGCGCAGCAGCAUUUCCCGGUAAAUGGUGACAACAACAAUGGCAAAGUGAGUGCAACAAGUUAGCCAGAAAAUGCAAAAGAACAAAAAACAAAUAAAUUUUCGAUUGCAUGUUGCUACCAAUUUGCCAAAGUA
Scaptodrosophila lebanonensis is the source of this 374-nucleotide messenger RNA. RefSeq lists its product as uncharacterized. The coding region runs from base 84 to 305 and encodes 73 amino acids. The record is from RefSeq and is a predicted model, not a curated record. The transcript has a single exon. Lineage: Eukaryota; Metazoa; Arthropoda; Insecta; Diptera; Drosophilidae.